Messenger RNA from Phytophthora sojae, 276 nucleotides. RefSeq lists its product as hypothetical. The coding region runs from base 1 to 276 and encodes 91 amino acids. The record is from RefSeq and is a predicted model, not a curated record. NCBI's taxonomy places the organism in Eukaryota, Oomycota, Peronosporomycetes, Peronosporales, Peronosporaceae. The transcript has a single exon.
AUGCGCGCCAAGCGCUCCUUCAAAAUGCAGUAUAAGCGCGAAGUGCUUCGCAUGGUUGCUACGGUAGGCAUUGAUGAAACUAUUAAACAGAGUAGCGUGCCGCGUUGGACCGUGCGCGACUGGGUGAAGAACGAGGACAAGAUUACAAGCUUCAGCGGCUCGCAGAAAAGCAAGGCCAUGAAAGGUCAAGGGAGAAAGGAGAUGAUCCCUUUCUCACAUACUUUGGUUUUGUAUAUGAAAAAUGAGCGUCGAGACAACAACGUAAGUGUUAUCUGA